Messenger RNA from Saccostrea cuccullata (small rock oyster), 888 nucleotides. RefSeq names its product fibrinogen C domain-containing protein 1-B-like. The record is from RefSeq and is a predicted model, not a curated record. The coding region runs from base 255 to 791 and encodes 178 amino acids. The transcript has 5 exons. Lineage: Eukaryota; Metazoa; Mollusca; Bivalvia; Ostreida; Ostreidae.
AACGAUUUAAUAAAAUAGAAAACUCCCUAAAAACAUUUUCAAUAUCCAUCAAUGAUACAUUAAAUGGUUUACUUGAGGAACACACAAUUCUAAACCUGCAGUUUAUUAAUAUCUCCACCUCUUUAUCUGCUGUAAAAUCAAAAGUGUACCCAAAGGAUUGUUACAAUAUUCUUGAGCAGAAUAAGUUGUUAAAAGGAAAAGAUGGCGUCUAUGACAUUUUGAUUAAUUCUGACAUCACUUCCGUUUUUUGUGACAUGACUACAGAUGGAGGCGGAUGGACGGUUAUACAGAAGAGAAUAGACGGAUCAACUGAUUUCUAUCGAACUUGGGAAGAGUAUAGAAAAGGUUUUGGGGAUCCAAAGAACAACUAUUGGAUUGGAAAUAAUGCAAUCCACGUAUUAACCAAAGAUAAGGACCAGGAGCUGCGAGUAGAUCUCCAGGCAUUUAAUGGGGACACAGCGUAUGCUGAAUAUUCCACGUUUUAUAUCGGAAACCAGCCUAAUAAAUACCGACUCACAGUAUCUGGAUACACGGGAACUGCAGGUGACACUUUGGCUUGGCACAGUGGAUAUAAUUUCACCACUAAAGACCAGGAUAACGACAUCUAUAGCGGUGUUAACUGUGCUACAGACCGACGCGGAGCCUGGUGGUACCACAACUGUGCCAACUCAAACCUGAACGGAGAGUACGGACAGUCUGGUGUGUCUGGUAGAAAAUACCCGAUAUGGUAUGGCUGGAAAUACCUGGAAGCAUUAAAGCAGACUGUGAUGAUGAUCAGACACAAGAUCUGAAUCAGAUUGUUAUCAAUUAUAACAUAUAUCAUUGUUAUUUUGUCUGUUUAUAGUACAUGUAUCAGCAACUCGUUUUUAUUACAUAUUGUUUUGUUCA